AUGGACGCACAAGCCUACCUAAUCCGCCACGGCUGGUCCGGUCCAGGCAACCCACUCAACCCCAACCGUCGACCAGGCGCACACUCCGGCCUCGGGCUCACGAAACCGAUUCUCGUCUCCCGAAGGAAAGGCAACCUCGGCGUUGGCCAGACGACAACCAAAGACCCGACGAACCAGUGGUGGUUGCGCGGAUUCGAGGAUGCGCUGAAGGGUGUUGGAGAUGAGAAUAAUGCUGGGGUGGAGAAGAAGCCGAAUGCGUUGACUAGUGAGCUUUAUCGGUAUUUUGUGAGGGGGGAGGUUGUUCCUGGGACGCUGGGGUCGAAGGAUGAGCAGGAGAAAAAGAAGGAGAGGGAAGAGAGUUCCGAGUCUAAGGCUAAAGCUGAGUCUAAGAAGAGGAAGAAAGAUGAUGUGGAUGGGGAGGAAGAUCGGGAAGCGAAGAAAUUGAGGAAGGAGGAGCGGAAGAGGAAGAAGAUGGGUCGGGCUGAGGAGGGGGAGGAUUCUGCUGUGUCGCGCAGUGAUCGGGAUUCUAAGGAUCGGAAGGAGAGUAAGGAGGAGAGGCGCCAACGGAAGGAAGAGAAGAGGAGGAAGAAGGAAGCGAAGGAAUUGAAGAAGAAGCUGAAGAAGGCUAAGGAAGCGGAGGACAGCACUACCGAUGAGAAUGAGAAAGCUACACGCAAGAGCAAGAAGGAGAAGGAAGGAAAUAACCCAGAAGAGGACUAUCCUACUCCGAUAUCGAUCGAGAACGACCAGACAGAGUCUAGUGGACGUGAGGAGUCCUCUGAUUCGAUAGAAAAAUCCAAGAAGAAGAAAGAGAAAAAGGAAAAGAAGGAGAAAGAGAAGGAUAAGGAAAGCAAGAAGAGGAAGAAGAGUGAGGAGUCCUCACCUGAAGACGGCUCGAAAUCAAAAUCAAUGAAGUCGAAGGAUGCCAAAAAGUCAAGGAAGGAGUAG
Molecule: messenger RNA, 948 nt
Organism: Aspergillus oryzae RIB40
Lineage: Eukaryota; Fungi; Ascomycota; Eurotiomycetes; Eurotiales; Aspergillaceae
Exons: 1
Coding region: 1-948 (315 amino acids)
Source: RefSeq, a predicted model, not a curated record